AUGGCAAAAACGUUAAUUUGUAUACAUUUUACUCGCACACUGUUAGCCGUAGUGAUACUACUAUUUAAUUUGGUGUCGAUUCUCAAGUUAUUCAACUUUCCAUACACACCAUCACCGGACUAUUCGCUGGUGGUAUUAGUGCUAAUAAAUAUGAUAUUAGUGUUGGGACUGAUAUCGGCGGCCACACAGCACUUGAAGACACUGAUACUGUUUGGUUGGAUAAUGGCGUUGACAGUGUUGUUAAUAUUUUUUGGUAAUACCGUCUCAUCUCAAUAUCAAAGUGAUCUCUGGGGUAUGUUAUAUAUGCUGUGCAUCACAAUCAUAGCGUUUGCCGACGCUAUCUGUGUAAUAAAGUAUCGGAUGCCUAAAGAACAGAUGGCCUGUCAUCAGCAACAACACUAUCAUCACAACCAACAGUCCCAACACCAGUCAACACCACCGCCGCCACCACAGCCACCGCCGGUGUCAUCGCAGACACCUUAUCAGCAGCAGGUGUUUGAUGUACCGCCGCCUCCACUCUCUGUCAACCAAUACUAUGCCUCCAAAUCUGAUCCACAAUUUCACGCCGUUUGA
Oppia nitens is the source of this 573-nucleotide messenger RNA. RefSeq lists its product as uncharacterized. The record is from RefSeq and is a predicted model, not a curated record. Lineage: Eukaryota; Metazoa; Arthropoda; Arachnida; Sarcoptiformes; Oppiidae. The coding region runs from base 1 to 573 and encodes 190 amino acids. The transcript has 2 exons.